This is a messenger RNA of Chenopodium quinoa (quinoa), 1715 nucleotides long. RefSeq lists its product as uncharacterized. The coding region runs from base 347 to 1189 and encodes 280 amino acids. Gene Ontology annotation, cellular component: endoplasmic reticulum. The record is from RefSeq and is a predicted model, not a curated record. The transcript has 4 exons. NCBI's taxonomy places the organism in Eukaryota, Viridiplantae, Streptophyta, Magnoliopsida, Caryophyllales, Amaranthaceae.
CUCCACGGUAGUUUUACCAAACAAGACUUUAGUACUAGUAUAUACGAAGUACGCCGUAUUAAUUACGGGUAAUCUCCAACCCUGCAAGGCUGCAAAUCUUCCUUUCUCUCUCCACUCUCGAUUAUUGAAGAUCUGAAUUCAAAAGUGGAAAGCGAGAGAGAGAAAUCAAGGCAUUAUACGGUCUUCAAUUAAUCCCCAAAUAUUUAGGGCUGGCUUGAUCUUGAAUUUUCGAUUCAAUUGGUAAAUGUUUGCAAUUGAGGCUUAAAUUUCAGAUGCAAUUAGGGUUUUUUUCUUCUGUAAAUUGCAUCAGGAAUGAAAUUUUGCGGAGUUAAUUAAGGAGGAAAUAAUGGUGGCAUCUAGGAUUUUGAUUGGAGGAGGAGGAGGAGAUGAAGGAAAAUUGAGAGACGAAGAGAGUGCGAAAAUGGAGGAUUCGCCGUCGAGCAAGAAGACGAGAUUAGACGGUAGGUUUCCAUUGACGAGGUGGGAGCUAGCUGUUGCUAUGACGGUGUUCUCCGUCUUCGUCAUCGGGUUGUUCUUCAUUUUCAUGAAAAUGCCUGCUGCUGAGUAUGGCAAGAUUAAGGUUCCUCGCACCAUCUCUGAUCUUCGAUUGCUCAAAGAUAACCUUGCAAUAUACGCAAAUGACCAUCCAGCACAAUUCAUUCUUGGUUACUGCUCAGUAUAUAUCUUCAUGCAGACUUUCAUGAUUCCUGGGACUAUCUUUAUGUCUUUGCUUGCUGGUGCUCUCUUUGGUGUUUUUAGAGGCCUUCUCUUGGUUGUGUUUAAUGCAACUGCUGGAGCAUCAUGUUGUUAUUUUCUGUCUAAGCUGAUUGGGAGGCCUAUAGUUAACUGGUUAUGGCCUGAAAAGUUGAGAUUUUUCCAAGGAGAGACUGCAAAGCGUAGGGAGAAGUUGAUGAAUUACAUGCUUUUCUUGAGGGUCACCCCAACCCUGCCUAAUCUUUUUAUCAACUUGGCGUCUCCCAUAGUGGAUGUACCAUUUCAUGUCUUUUUUCUAGCUACAAUUGUUGGUCUUAUUCCUGCCUCAUUUAUCACUGUAAGGGCUGGCCUUGCGCUUGGGGAGCUGAAGUCUGUGAAAGAUCUGUAUGAUUUCAAAACACUGGCUGUGCUUUUUCUGAUAGGUUCUGUCAUUAUAUGUCCUGCUGUUCUGAAGAGGAAGAGAACCUAUGAAUAAGUGAGGUAAUUGUUACUUGUGAUUUUACGGUUGAUGACCCUCAUGGCUCUAACAGUCUAGCAGAACCUGAUGACCCUCAUGGCUCCAACAGAACCUGAUGACAACCCUCUGUUUGUUACGUAUGAUUUUACGGUUGACGAGGUAAAUGUCGACUUGUGGUCAUUGUGGACCAUAAGAUUUGAUUGACACAAUCACGCAUAUAACAUUUGAUUGACCUAGAGGUUUUAGUCUUAAUCCGUGGAUUACUUGUAGAAGAGUAAGAUUGGUGGUGCAAUUAUACUUUGGAUGUCUGUAAUCUGCCCAUGUUCCUUUUACCUUAGAAAAUGGUUCUAGGACUUCUUCUAACCAUUGUAUGAAUCAAUAUGUUGGUUGCAGCAUUUGCAAUACUUUAUAGUAUAUGUAAAGAUUGUAAACAUAGUUUACUUUGGACGUACGUCCUCCAGAGUCCAGUCAUACUUGUGAAUAUCAUUAGCAUUUUUUAAUUUCCCUUGAAUAUCAUGAAAUUCUGUGAGCUUAUUAUUUUUUA